UAGUUCAAGUUGCCAUAGCAGAGGAAAGCUGAGGGUUGCGCUUCUGUUCGCUAUCACUCACAAAGCGAAGAACCAACGGCUCUCGUUUAACGUGUCCAUUGCGGUAACAUUAAUUUCCUCCUUCCCGCUGGACUUGUGGACAGUUUAGCAGUUUGUACGUUAAUGUCACAAGGCUAAAUUAGUUGGCUAACGUUGGGUUAGCUUUAGUUCCACUUGUUGCUAGCCUGGAGGAGCAUCACCCACAACAAUGCCCAGCGCAGUGAUUGACUGUGGAGAGGACGGUUUGAAUUGUAGUGUUUUACAGGUCACUUAGCUUUCUGUCUCAACGGGUUGUUACGGUAACGAUGACAGGGCUUUCAUUUCUCCAAGCUAUGACGAAUAUAUCUAGCGUUAACGUUGCUGUAAAGAAAGUCCGGAACCAGCCCAGUUUGUUCGGUAAUCUGAUUAUCGUUGCAGUUACCGGUGCUGCUCGCUAAUCGGCAGAUUUGCAUAGUCAGUCGUUUUUCGUCGCCUCCACCGCAUCCUGCCCUGUCCUAAACUAUGGAUACUUCCAGUGGGUCGGACUCAUACGACAGGACGAGGGUGCACAGGCCUCGGGGGCGUGAAGCCCACCGCAGACCUGUCCGGAACAGGGGCAGAGCCAGCGGGACUGAAAGUGAUGGUCCGGCAGGAGACAUCUCCGAGAAGAUCAGCACACUGGCGAGCACUUUACAGGACACCAGUAGGAACUUGACCAAAGUAGACCAAAUGCUGGGUCAAUACAGGGACCAUUCAGAUGAUCAGGCUGAAGCCAUGGCACUGCUCAGGGAGAACCUGGAGGAGUCGAUAACUCAGCUGCAGACACACAGGCAGGGCAGAUCCAAUGGCGCUCGGAGUGCUUCAGCUUCAGCUUCCACUCUGCACACUAGUGACCUGGAAGCUUGCUCAGGAUCAGAUGACCAGCGCUUCUACCCUACUUCUCCACUGAGCGACUAUAUAGGCACUCAAGGAAGGAGAAGGAGGUCUCAUUCUGCCAGUGUUCGCUUCAAGGACGCGAGCCUGACAGGAGAGGAUAUUCACACCAUGCACCAAUCCUUGAGGGAUCUGCGUUGUGGCCAGCAGAGACUGUCUGAUGACCUGGAUAGAGAAAUCCUCCGGAGAAAUAGGUCGAAUAUUGACAACAGGCGAGCGAUGGAGAGCCUCACAGGGCACGUGACAACUUCCCAGAGACAGGCUUCAGUGUCGUCUCGUGUGGAGCGGCGUCUGCAGGAGCUGGAGAGAGAGAUGCAUGCUGGGCAAAGUAGCGUGGAAAGAGAGAGAAGGCCUGAUCAGUGGGCGGCCAUGUCUGAUGAGCUGCAGGAGACUUCAGGGAGACGUCAAGUUCAAGCCCAUGAGAGAGAGGAAGCCAUAACAGCCAGGCUACUGAAAGGAGAGAGGGAGAAGUCCAAGACGGACCAGGAACUGGAGAGAGCUAGACGACUCCUUGAACAGUCUGAGGAAAGCAGAGAGUCCCUUGUUCAACAGGUGGAGGACAUGCGCGGUGAGCUGCUGAGGACAAGGAAGGAGAAGACUGAGCUUCAGAGGGCCCGGCUGGAGACUUUUCAGCCCAUUGCGCAGCCACAUGGCAACCACACUGACAGGGAGGAGGGAAGAGGUGGACAGCGAGGGCCAGAUCAUUCAAACCUGGAAAAAGAAGUGGCGGAGCUGCGAGCCCAGCUGCAAACAGCCUCAGUCCUCAGUGAGGUUGAUGAAUUGAAAAGGGCCCUGGACCGCAAGGAGAAAGAGAGGGUCCAGCUCAGCUUACAGGUAGAGGAAUUGUCAUCAGACCUGGCACGGCGGGAGCAACAGCAGCUACGAAUGUUGGAACAGUUGAGGGAGAUACAGAGCCGAGGGCAGGCAGAGAGGAGGGAGACGGAGGCGUUACUCCAGGAGAGCACGAGGACCAGAGAUGAAUUGAAGACCAGGGCCCAAGAGGCUGUGCGCCAGUGGAGGGCAAAGUGCAGGAGACUACAGAAGGAGCUGGAGGAGGAGAGGGCCCAGGCUCAAUUGCAUAUCAACAAGGCCUUGCAGGCAGCCAGGGAAAAGGAGAGCUCUCAUGCCCAGCUGAAGGCGCUGAGCCAGCAGACUGAGGCAGCCCGCAGGGAGCUCGCUGAAAUCCUAGGCCGAUUGGCGCAGCGAGAAGAAGAGCUCCACCGCAAGGACGUGGAGCUGUCCGAGACGCGCCAGCGCCAGUUGUUACUGGAGCAGGAAAUCCGGGAGGUGAGGGAAGCCUCAGCUGCCUUGGAGGAGGAGACUCGGCGUCAGGCUGCUGUCCAGGCAAGACUGGAGGAAGAGAACCAGAGGCUGGAAGUGCGAGCUGACACCCAAGCCCGUCGUUGUCAGAGAGACCAGGACGCACAGGCCGAGCUCCAGGCCGCCCUAAAGCAGAUGACCUCAGCCCAUGCCAAGUUAGCCCAGCGGCUGACUGAGGAGGACAGCUCCAAGAAGGAGCUCCAGAAAGGCGCAGCAGAGCUACAGGCCAAGCUGACAGCAGUACAGGAGGAGGGGGCCGCACUGGGACAGCAGCUGCAGCUUGAGAGAGAGGUGCAUCAGAAAGAACUGCACAACAUGAAGGCAAUGAUGGAGGACAGCAGGACAAAGAAGGAUCGUGAAGUGCAGGACAUGCUCAAACUGUGCCGUCAGGAGCGGGAAGAAAUACAGGCACACCUGAAGGAGGUUAAGGCUGAUGCAGCAUCUGACAAGGAGCUGUGUGGGGCGCUGCGCAUCAAGUUGGACAGGAUGAAGGAUGAGUGUGAUAAGCUGGCAGCGCAGCUGAGCACAAGAGACGAGGCACAUGCACUUCUCCACAGAAAAUACCAGCUACUCAAACAGGAACUGGAUGACAAAGUCAGGUCGGGUGAGCGGAGACGUGCUUCGGAGUCAGAGUUUGUUAAGUUGGAGGAGAAGGUGCUGCGGAUGGAAGCAGAGCAAGAAGCAGUCCUUACCUCCAUGGGUGAAGAACUAGAUGCAGCUUGUCGUAGCCUGGCUAGGAAUGGUGAAGACAAACUACAGGCGAUCUCCCAGAAACCUGGAUUAGUGAAAGACCCACACCGCUGGCUAGCUGAGACAAAGACCAAGCUACGCUGGCUGUGUGAGGAGGUGCGGGAGUGCAACACAAGAGACCAGCGCCUAAGGAAGCAGCAACAGCAGACCAGGGAUCAGCUGAAGGCGCUCAGGCAGAGCCGUGACUCGGAGCAGACAGCUCUCCUGCAGCGCCUGGACCAACAGGAGAAGAUGCUGCACUCCCUCAGCAUUGAAAAGAGAGAGCUGCUGGAGAAGACUCGCAGGAAGGAGGAAGAAAUGAGAAGCCUUCAGAACACAAGAGUAGCCCUGGACCACUUAGAGGCACUUCCAGAGAAACAAUGUCUAAUGGAGAACUUCAAAGAUUUGGAGGAAUCCCAGCGCCAGAGGGACAUGGUCGAGCAGCGCUACUCCAAAUACAAAGAGAUCGUCUGGGACCUGCAGCACCAGCUGGACGAGUCCAAGCGCAGAAUCCAAGAGUACAGAGACGAGAAGCUGGACGCCACUUCCAGGAGCCUGAGACUGGCUGCUCUUUCUUCCUCCAUCAAAGGCCCCAGCACAUUCCUCAGCAGCUCGCUGAGAUCUGACACACUGUCUCCUCACAAACGCCUGACCAGUUCAGACUUGGAUAACUCCACAGUCAACGGGGCCAAACCCCUCUCAGAUUAGCUCGACCUCAUGUGAACCUCAAGUGAACCUUUAUCUGUAUCCGUACAAACCCAAACACGGUGCUUUACAGCUGAUUCUACCUGCCUUGUGCUCAGAACAACUUGACUGUACCAGGAGGCCUUGCACUCAACACUAAUCCUCCUCGACUACCUCAACCAGGCAAUCACUGAAGGUGCUCAAGAGCAGAAGGGUAAGAGUGAGAUUUCACAACAAACUUUGACAAAUACUUUAAAGGAGGAGAUACAAGUUUGGACACUGUAAAGGAUGGUAUACUGUUAAGUGUUUAAAUGUUAUUUAUAAGAGCCUGAAAUUAAUGUAUUUGAAUGGAUUUUUAAACCAAAAUAGUUUCACUGUUACAUUUCUUGCCAUUGUUUCAACAUUUUAAUUGCUCAACAGCUGUUUUAAACAUUGUUUACCCUAUGACCAAUCUGUACUCUUAUUAUCAUGCCAAUGUGUUUGUGUUGAAAUUAUUUAGUAGAACUACUGGUGCCUUUCGAAGACUAUGCAGUUUUGUUAUUUUACUGACAAUGUGUUGUCUUCAUCAUGAAAAUGUGAAGAAUCUGUUGUUUUUCCAUGUUUUAAAUGCAUUGACCAACUGUCUGUUUUGUUUCAUACAGUAUAUAUUUGUAAAAACAAACACUAAGCACAAAUAGAUAUAAUUUUUUAUGUAAUAUGAAGAGAGUGUAUGCACUACAAAUAAAUCCCCAUGCA
Messenger RNA from Morone saxatilis (striped sea-bass), 4419 nucleotides. It is a transcript of the gene cep128, whose product is annotated as centrosomal protein of 128 kDa. NCBI's taxonomy places the organism in Eukaryota, Metazoa, Chordata, Actinopteri, Moronidae. The record is from RefSeq and is a predicted model, not a curated record. The coding region runs from base 541 to 3708 and encodes 1055 amino acids. The transcript is spliced from 24 exons.